AUGUUGCUGACAGUCUCGCGUCUCCUCGCCGCAGGCCCACCAAAGGGUCGAGAACCUAGAUCCAGGUUGGACAGGCCGUGCGAUGCAUGCCGGCGGCACAAGCACCUAUGCAUGAUCCCGGUGCGCGGUGAGCCUUGCGUGUCGUGCAAGACGCGCCGUAAAGAAUGCACCUUCCACCUGCCCCCAACGACCCGCAAGCGCAAGCCAAAGGGCGAUGCGGUCCCAAAGGAUGUCCCCCAGGUGGGUGUUGUGCCCGCCAUCUCCUCCUGUACACCGCUCACCCAGCCGCAGCCGUACGCCCCGGCACCGCUCCCCACAGCGGGGUCGUGGCUCACGCCGACGGCGGGCGGGCCGUCCGUGACCUCCGCGACACGGGGCACGCCGUCGACCAUCUCGCCUGCGGGCUCGGCACCGAUCCCGACGACCAGUAGCAACGGCGCGUACCCGCUCUCGCCGUUCGCGCAGGACAGCCUACGCGGGCUCGCGCGCCCGUCGCUCCAUCUGCAGCGGUACCCCUCUCCACCGGCCAACGCGCACUCGGCCACCCGCGACGCGCUCGUGCACCAGGCACUCUCGGGCGGCGCCGAGCUCCCGCCGAGUCUCGACCCCGCCGACGACGCAGAGGACGAGUCGCACUUUGUCGGCUCGGGCGCCUUCUUCGGCCUCACCCUGCGCAAUCCUGCUGCGGAGGGUCUCUCAAACUCGACGUUUGCGCGCCAGGCCACGCUCGCGUUUCGUCAGGUCUCGGCCAGCUCCCGCCUCCCGGCGUACUUUAUCAAGCACCCUAGCUUGCUGUACGGCCGCGGGCCGAGCUCGGCGCAGAAGGCGUUCGAGAUGGUCAUGGAGGAGGCGGCGGCCGUCGGCGAUGACAUGCUGAACAAGGCAUUGGGCAAGUUCACCCUCGUCACCCUCCCCGCGCUCCCGUUUGUCAACGCCAAGCGGCUGGAAUCCGCGUGCGCCGGCCUCGGCGGCAACGGACCCGUCCCAUUCGCGCUCCUCGCGGGCAUUGUUGCCCACUCGACCCCCUACAUCAACGAGCUGCGGCCACUGCACAAGCAACUGUGGUCGCAGGGACUCGUGGGCCUCGAGGACGAGUUUAGGCAGCCGCGCCUGAGAACCAUCCAGCUCGCGCUGCUCAUCCUCUCCUCCCGCCCAGCGGAGAACGUUGGCCAGAGUGAGAUUGGACUUGCGCGAGCCGCCGGCGCGGCUCACCUCCUCGGCCUGCACAUGGACCCGACCAACUGGACCCUCCCGCUCUGGGAGCGCAGCGUGCGCAAGCGUCUGUGGUGGACGCUGCUCAUCCACGACAAGUGGCGUGCGCUGAUCUACGGCCGCCCGAGCAAUCUCCACAAGAGCAACUACAAUGUGUCGCUGCCGACGCUGCACGACGCUGACGGCGCUCCGGGCCUCUCGCCGUCCACUCGCCUGUCGUAUGAGGCGUUCAUCGCCACGUGCCGGCUGACCGAGAUUGUCGACAAGCUUGUCGACGAGUUCUACACCGUCCAGGCGGUGGUGAAUGCGCCGACGGGCGUCACGCGCCUCGCCCGCCUCGAGGAGAUUCGCGCCCAGCUCGACGAGUUUGAGCGCACGCUUGACCCAGACCUGCAGGUGCGCUGGGGACAGAGCUCAACUACCGAGCUUCUGCCCACGGGCGUUAAAUCCUUCCAGCUCUCCGUCUUUGGCGUCAUGGUCGUGACCAACCGUCUGGUUGUUGAGAGUCUGACCGAUAUGCGGGCCCCACACAGUCUCGUUGUGCUCAACAACGGCCUUGUCGCGUGUCAGCGUCUCGCCGAACUCGUCAUCAACCUCAGCGCGGCUGAUCGCGACCAGUUCUGGAUGCCUUACUCUUCCCACCACAUCUCAAACUGUGUGAGCCUACUUCUCCGCAUCGCCCUCUGCGACGUACAAGGCGAGCACCACCUCGUCGAUUCCGCAACCCAGUACGCCAUCUCCCUCGUCGACGCCCUCGUGGCCGCGUUCCUCGGCUGGACCUGGGACGUUGCCGAGGCCGCCCUCCGCCGGAUCAUCACGCUGCUGCUACUCGCCAGCCGUGAGCUCCCGAUGCUUUCCAACGCGUACACUGCCGUCGCCAAGGCGCUCAACAUUCCCGUGACGGGCAGCGAUGAGGCGCCGCUCUCUGCAGACCAGCUGCUCGAGUCGCUCGGCCUCGGCGUCGGGGGCGUCACGUCCAGCUGGCUCGAGACUGACCUGUCGUGGCUCGACUCUGGCCUGCUCUAUGGUGCGCUCGAGUCUACUGCCAUUCCCGAGGCGUCGUCGCUCGAUAUGAGCCAGCCCAUCUAGUUAUUCUUCCUUGUAGCAUGAUGC
Molecule: messenger RNA, 2325 nt
Organism: Vanrija pseudolonga
Lineage: Eukaryota; Fungi; Basidiomycota; Tremellomycetes; Trichosporonales; Trichosporonaceae
Product: putative transcriptional regulatory protein
Exons: 5
Coding region: 1-2301 (766 amino acids)
Biological process (GO): DNA-templated transcription
Cellular component (GO): nucleus
Molecular function (GO): DNA-binding transcription factor activity, RNA polymerase II-specific; zinc ion binding; DNA binding
Source: RefSeq, a predicted model, not a curated record